Molecule: messenger RNA, 783 nt
Organism: Pseudogymnoascus verrucosus
Lineage: Eukaryota; Fungi; Ascomycota; Leotiomycetes; Thelebolales; Thelebolaceae
Exons: 4
Coding region: 43-597 (184 amino acids)
Biological process (GO): translation
Cellular component (GO): ribosome; cytosolic large ribosomal subunit
Molecular function (GO): RNA binding; structural constituent of ribosome
Source: RefSeq, a predicted model, not a curated record
CACCAACCCGACGACAACGACCAGUUUCGACAAACCGCAAAGAUGGGUAUCGAUCUCGACGCACACCAUGUCCGCAGCACGCACCGCAAGGCGCCCAAGUCUGACAACGUCUACUUGAAGCUGCUCGUCAAGCUGUACCGCUUCUUGGCCCGCCGCACCGAGUCCUCCUUCAACAAGGUCGUCCUCCGCCGCCUCUUCAUGUCGCGCAUCAACCGCCCCCCCGUCUCCCUCUCCAGGAUCGUCGCCAACGUCUCCGAGAAGUCCAACAACAAGACCGUCGUCAUCAUCGGCACCGUCACCGACGACAACCGUCUCCUGACCGUCCCCAAGCUCAGCGUUGCGGCCCUCCGCUUCACCGCCACUGCCCGCGCCCGCAUCCUGGCCGCUGGUGGUGAGAUCCUCACCCUGGAUCAGCUUGCUCUCCGUGCUCCUACCGGAAGCAACACCCUCCUCCUCCGUGGACCCAAGAACGCCCGUGAGGCUGUUAAGCACUUCGGCAUGGGUCCUCACAAGCACAAGAAACCCAAGGUCGAGUCCAAGGGCCGCAAGUUCGAGAAGGCUCGUGGACGUCGUGCGUCGAGAGGUUUCAAGGUCUAAGCGCAUCGUCUUUUCUGAUGGUGACGUUUAUCUUGAGUCUGGUGGAGGUGGUGGGAUUACGGGCUGGGAUUGGCGUGGGGGAUUGCACUCUGGCGUCAAUAGUUUGUGUCCGAGGGGGGUAGGAAUAACAACCCUUCUUGCUUUUUGCUUGAUGGGGCGAGUAGAAAUGAAAAUGAAAACUACAAG